GCCCAUGUCCUAUCUUUCCUCCGACUUCCCCGCUCUUACGAUGUUUCCAGUUUCCCAGUUCCCCACUUUUGUUACAUAACAUCGGCUCUCAGAUAAAUCUCCACCCUCUCCGAUCUUCUCUUCUCCCCCGGGUACACUCAGAGUACAACGCACAUGGAAGCUUCUCAACCCCUCCAACUCACCAUCGUGCCAAGGAAACGCAAGAACGAGGUGAAAGCCUCGCGUCAACCAGUCGUCCUUUGCAAAAUCACGUUGCGCAAUCAUCGUCAAUAUAGCCAACGCGAAGCUGCUGCUAAACUCGGUAUUUCACUCUCUGCGCUCAAGAGUGCUUGCAAAUAUUUUGGGAUCAACAAAUGGUGGUUAGAGCAGAGCUGGUGUGAUAGCGCCCCUUCGUACUCUGCUGACACGUCAUCGUCCGAAGACAGCAAGACAGCUUUAGAUUCGUCAUGUUUGGAAGUAAGAGACACGUCCAUCUACAGCCCUCCUCUUUCAACAACCACCCAGAUCACUGCUUUCCAGGAUAGAAACGACCUGGCAGGAUACAGGUAUCAAUCUUUUUUUGAAGAGGAAGUCUAUGAAGACGUGAUGGAUCUCAUGAUGGGUUGUGGGCGUCAAAGUUGGUCAAAGAGAUCCAUAUAGAUGCUUCACUGGAAUUGCAACCGACCUUUCAAAUAGUUCAUUCUCAUGACAGCAGCUUGACAUUCAGAGCUAAUGGAGCGAUUUUUCAUUUUUUGGUGGUUGGAUGCGCUGAUGCGUGGAAGCUGAGG
Guillardia theta CCMP2712 is the source of this 767-nucleotide messenger RNA. RefSeq lists its product as hypothetical. The record is from RefSeq and is a predicted model, not a curated record. The transcript has a single exon. The coding region runs from base 154 to 639 and encodes 161 amino acids. NCBI's taxonomy places the organism in Eukaryota, Cryptophyceae, Pyrenomonadales, Geminigeraceae.